GGUGAUGCUUGGCACUGGUUAUCGGAGCUACUCUGCCUUCACCAUGAAGUUCAGCAGCUUCUUCCCUUUCGCGGUGCUUCUUGCUCUGGCGAUCCUGGCAUCCUGGACUGUGGAAGGAGGCAAAAAUGAUGCUAUCAAAACUGGAGCCUGCCCUUCUAACAAGCCUGCCAAGUGCCUUAGGAGAGAGAAAUCAGAGUGUGAUUCUGACUGGCAAUGCCCUGGGGAAAAGAGGUGCUGCCAAUUUCGUUGUGGUUUCAAAUGCCUUAAUCCUCUUCCCAUCCGCAGACCAGUGAGGACGAAGCCUGGGAGGUGCCCAAAGAUUCAAGGACGAUGUCUGAUGCUGAAUCCUCCCAAUAAGUGUGAGAGGGAUGGCCAGUGCUAUGGCAACUAUAAGUGCUGCCAGGGCAUGUGUGGGAAAAUCUGCCUUCCCCCACAGUAA
Molecule: messenger RNA, 439 nt
Organism: Microtus ochrogaster (prairie vole)
Lineage: Eukaryota; Metazoa; Chordata; Mammalia; Rodentia; Cricetidae
Gene: Slpi
Product: secretory leukocyte peptidase inhibitor
Biological process (GO): antibacterial humoral response; innate immune response
Cellular component (GO): extracellular region
Molecular function (GO): serine-type endopeptidase inhibitor activity
Source: RefSeq, a predicted model, not a curated record